CUCGUCAUUCUUCCGCUGAGGGGACGUGUCUGUCUGUGGUUCAUUGGGUCUUCUUCCUCAGGUCUGAGUGAGUUGAGGUGAAUUCGGCUGCCCAGGGAUCAAUAUGAUGCGAGUUGUAACAGCUAUUUUGGCUCUCUGUCUGAGCUUUUGUGCGGCUGAGACUUGCACAGACCCAGUCAUUUCUCCGUCUUCAUACACGACGACAGACGCGCUCAUCUCCUCCGAGACCGUCUUCAUCGUCGAGUUAAGUCUGGCGUGCGCAAACGGAGCUCAGAGUGUUGCCCUGUAUGCAGAUGUCAAUGGCAAGCAGUUUCCUGUGACCAGAGGCCAAGAUGUUGGCAAAUACCAGGUCUCAUGGAGUGUUCCUCAUAAGCAGGCCAGCUCAGGCACAUAUCAGGUCAAAUUCUUUGAUGAGGAGUCUUACAGUACUUUAAGAAAGGCUCAGAGAAACAAUGAAGAUGUUGAUGCCAUCAAGCCUUUGUUCUCGGUCAAUGUGGAUCACAGGGGUGCAUGGAUUGGUCCCUGGGUGUCCACGGAGGUCUUGGCUGCUCUGAUUGGCAUUGCGGUCUACUACCUGGCCUACAGCACCAAAAGUGCAAUCCAGGCUUGAGAUUUUUCCACCACACUGUUCAAACUAAUCUUGAGGCAUUCCCUAUUCUGACAUUUAAUAUGCAUAUUUUAGUGCCAUGGACACCUUGGCUAAAACAUGAGACUGGUUUGUUGUAGAGCUUGAGUGAAAAUAUCAGUACGGACAUUAAUUAUAACAGCCAAAGGUGGUAUGUAAUUUUUUUUUACAAACUCAAAUUUAAGAAAUAAAUGUUUUCAUUUGUGCUAUUAAUAUUAAACCUCAGAAAGACAAAGACAAUCACACUUUCAAGGUGAUUAUCUGUGACAUAAAAUCAUAGUCCAGUUCUGUAUUGUGAAAUGUCCCAAAUAUCGAUGAAAUUCAUUGACACUGGGAAUAAACAACUUUUCUCUGA
Molecule: messenger RNA, 980 nt
Organism: Sinocyclocheilus grahami
Lineage: Eukaryota; Metazoa; Chordata; Actinopteri; Cypriniformes; Cyprinidae
Product: translocon-associated protein subunit delta-like
Exons: 6
Coding region: 104-610 (168 amino acids)
Cellular component (GO): endomembrane system; endoplasmic reticulum; membrane
Source: RefSeq, a predicted model, not a curated record